AUGGAUCAUGAUCUCGAGAUUUUCCCGUUGCUUUCUUAUGUCCUUCACCAUUCCGAUCCAGCUUCUCACGCGCCACCGUCUCUGGCGAUUCAACAAUCCCUAGCGAAUCGUUAUCCCCUUCUCACCAAUCCCCAUGUAAUCUCUUCCCUGAUCGAUUCGAUUCCCAGUAACAUCACCCAGACGCUUUUCGUUUUCGGUUCUCUUGGUCCUCGACCCGAUUCUUUAUCGGUUUCUUCUGCUCGGACUAAGAUCGCUCAGAUCCGAGAGAUGGAUUCGUUUCCGCCGGAGGAUACGGCUAAGGAAGAGCAGAUUUACGCUACGGUUGUUCGAUUGGAGGAAGUUCACGACGGUUACGAGAAGCAGCUGAGGGAUCUGGAGGAGGAGCUGAGUGAGGUUUAUGCUUCGGCGGUUGAAUCGUUGAACGGUGGCGAUGAAGUGAACGAGGAGGUUCUGAGUGUGAUUAAGGAAGGAGAAGAUGGUGGAAUCGUUGAGAGGAUCAAUCUCUCUGAUCGUCAGCUUAAGUUGAUCCCUGAAGCUUUAGGGAGAAUGGUUGGUUUGGUUUCACUGAAUCUCUCUCGCAAUGAUUUGAAGUUCGUACCUGAUUCAAUCUCAGGACUUGAGAAACUAAAGGAGCUCGAUCUAUCUUCAAACCUUCUCAGGUCUCUUCCCGACUCUAUCGGGCUAUUACUUGACCUGAGGAUCUUAAAUAUGGCGGGGAACAAGCUAACUUCACUCCCGGAAAGCAUUGCGCAGUGCAGGUCGCUCGUUGAGUUAGAUGCCAGCUUCAACAACUUGACUCAGUUGCCUGCAAACUUCGGAUACGGAUUACUCAAUCUCGAAAGGCUAUCAAUCCAGCUGAACAAAAUCCGUUUCUUCCCCAACUCGAUAUGCGAGAUGCGUUCUCUAAGGUAUCUAGAUGCACACAUGAACGAAAUCCACGGGCUUCCAAUUGCUAUAGGGAGACUCACAAGCCUCGAAGUGUUGAACUUGAGCAGCAACUUCAGCGACUUGACCGAACUCCCUGACACAAUCUCUGAUUUAACCAACCUAAGGGAGCUAGAUCUCAGCAACAACCAGAUCAGAGUGUUGCCCGACUCGUUUUUCAGACUAGAGAAGCUGGAGAAACUAAACUUGGACCAGAACCCAUUGGAGCUCCCUCCACAAGAGAUUGUUAGCCAAAGCGCUAAAGCGAUUCUAGAGUUCAUGAUGAAGAGAUGGGAAGAGAUAGUCGAGGAAGAGCGAGUGAGAAUUAUGAUUGAAGCUGAGCAGCGACAAGGAGGAGCAACAGGUUGGUUCACAUGGGGAAGCUCCAUUGUUACUAAUCUCAUCUCUGGAGUUUCUCCAAGUGGUGAAGUUAAGAACCAUGAAAGAUCGUAUUUGGAUAAACAACUCUGA
Molecule: messenger RNA, 1395 nt
Organism: Arabis nemorensis
Lineage: Eukaryota; Viridiplantae; Streptophyta; Magnoliopsida; Brassicales; Brassicaceae
Source: the annotation of a GenBank genome assembly